Messenger RNA from Plectropomus leopardus (leopard coralgrouper), 1921 nucleotides. Its product is annotated as sialic acid-binding Ig-like lectin 14. The record is from RefSeq and is a predicted model, not a curated record. NCBI's taxonomy places the organism in Eukaryota, Metazoa, Chordata, Actinopteri, Perciformes, Serranidae.
GAAAUGACAGCGGCACCUGACAAGACUGAAAAUAUUUGUCACUUCAUUUGCAGGUCUUACCCUGAGAGGACGAAAUGUAUUCUUCCACCGUGGCUCUGUGUUUUGUGUGCUUUUGCUGUAAAGUUACUCAAACUGAAGCCUCGUCUUGGAAGGCGAAGGUACCAUCCUCAAUUAAAGGUCUCCCUGGAUCCUGUGUGGUGAUUCCCUGCUCGUUUGACUAUCCAGAUCCAAACAUACGGAUCACUGAAUUCACUGGGAUGUGGGCCAAGGAGUCACAUGAGCUCAUUUAUCACCCAGACGAGUCAAAAGUGAUCCAGCAGUUUCGUAAUCGGACCCAGCUGCUGGGGGAUGUCAGUCAGAAGAACUGUUCUCUGAAGAUUGAUCCCCUUCAACAAAGUGACCAAGGGCCUUUUCAUUUCAGGAUUGAAAUGAAAGACUACAACAAGUAUUCUUACAGAGAAAAUGCAGUCUCCAUUACAAUGAUUAAUCAACUAAAUCCCGUCAGUUUGUCUGUGAAAGACGAGUUAGUGGAGGCUCAAACUGUGUCUGCGUCCUGCUCUGUGUCUCACUCCUGCCCCAACUCUCCUCCUGUCUUCACCUGGAGUCACCCUGGACAGAAACAUUUCCAAGCACAGCUGCUUGACAAUGGCCAGUGGAAAGCGACAUCUACUCUGACCUUUCACCCUACCAGUGCCGAUCACAACAAGCCUUUACAGUGCACCUUAACAUACAAGGGAGGGCAGCACCACAAAGCAUCCAAGGUCCUCAGAGUAAACUAUGCUCCAGUGAAUGUGAAGGUUGAACACAAGUCACAUGUAAAGGAGGGGGAAGCUGUGUGGCUGAAAUGUUCCAGCAAUGCUCACCCUCCUGCCAGCAGCUAUCAGUGGCAUAAUGACACUGGGGCCAAACUGUAUCAAGGAGACAUCUACGUGCUGCCAAACGUCUCCAGACACACAGGAGCUGUGUACUGUACUGCCAUCAAUACAAUAGGACGACGCAAGUCAAGCCCUGUGCAGCUCAAUGUGUUAUACGGUCCUGAGAUUAAGACGGCCUCUUCCUGCUCUUCACAGGCAGAUGUAGUAAAGUGUGUGUGCAUUGCAGAGUCCAAGCCUCCCAGCAUGGUUCAUUUCAUGCUUUCUGACAAAGUCCUGCCAAGUACCACAGUAGAGAAACACAGCUACCUUACCAUCGGGACUCUGCAGGCAGAGUUUGGAUCCUCUGACGUCGUCUUCUGUCUGGCAAACAACACGGAGGGCAAUGCAAACCUUACACUGCCUUUACCUGUUAACAGUAAGAUGCAGAAUCUUUAUAUUGUCAUCGCCUGUGGAGCUGGUGGGAUUUUGGUGAUGCUUUUAAUAACUUUGAAGGUUGUUAAGAAAUGCAGGGGGAGAGCUGAGGAUACAACACCACCUCCCGAGAGCUCCACGAAGGCUUACAAAGAUGUAGCACUCCCUAAAUAUGCUGCAACAAAAAGAAAAGAAAAGAGCUAUGAUGAUGUGCACUGUUCUGACGUCUAUGCCAAUGAUCAUGUAUAUGGCAACAUGGAGACGGACUGGGAUGAUGCAAUAUACGCCAAUAUGUAACAGCAUUGAACUCACCGGAGGAAAAGCCACAGCCUCCCUGUGUGGUGGCCAACUAAUGUGGGUCAAGAAAGCUGUGCAAACAGUAUUGAUAUAUAUAUAUAUAUAUAUAUAUAUAUAUAUAUAUAUAUAUAUAUAUAUAUAUAUAUAUAUACACUUUUAAGCUAUUUCUGUAUAUAUGGCAUUAUUCUGUAAUUUACACACACAUACACACACACACACACACACACACACAUACAUAUGUAUAUAUAUAGUCUGUCUCUUGUCUCAUCAGCAGUAGCAAAUAUAUUCUGAAAAAUCACCAUUAAACUAUUAAACUUCAAUGUUUUUUUACAUGCAAA